UUUUUUUUAAAAAAAAAUGAGUAAUUUUUCAAAAUAGUGUAUUAUGUGCAUGAUUGGGGCAUAAUAAGUUACCAUUGUAUUCUUUUUAAUAUUUAUUUUGUAUCCAAGUUAUAAUGUCACGUAUGUCAGAAUUAAUUGAACGAUUGAAAAAGAUCGCAGAAGAAGAACAAUUGAUUAAGCUAGAGUUACAGAGUCAAAACUUAGAAGAAGCAUACGAGAUUAUUAAUGCAGAAGGAUCUAAAAGAAAAUCAAAUCGAGUUGAGAACAUUCGAAAACAAAAGAAAAUAGCAAAGGUUGCAGUGGAUAAAAUUCGUAUCAAAGGCCUAAACGGCACUAUUGGAAGUAAUUUAAUCCGAUUAGCAGAUGAGAUCGUCAUUAAAGACAAACGCAGCCAAUAUUUUUCUUAUCUUUCCAGGAAUUCAAUUCUUGAUAUAUCAAACAAUAAAAAGAAUAGCCAAGUCGCUCUCUUGGGUGGCGCAUUCGUCAAGGGAUUCUUAAAGAAAUACGAGUAUCCUCAACCUGAACCAUGGAGCUUACCUACACCUUUCAAUUUUGAGAAGUGUGAUGGUACUAGGUCCUUAUUGCAAAAAUAUAAAGAGAUAGAUAUCUAUCAACCUCGAGAUGAAUAUGAACGCAUUCUGAAGAGAAUCAGCGUACAUAUCUUGUAUCCUUUUGCGUACAAUAUUUCCUCUUUGGAGGAUAAUUAUUUGAAGCAAUGUUCAGAGCAAACCCUUUUGGUUCGAUAUUGGGCAAACCUGUUCGAGUACUAUUUUAGUACUGAACAAAAUGUAUUUCUCCAAUGGGGAGAUACUAUUUCAUUAAGCUGCAAGCAAGCAAAGUUGUUGUUCAAGCUCGACAUUAGGCUUAUAUCUAAGAAGCAUACUAGUGAAAUGGACGUCGCAAAUGGUGAAGUAGCGUCUGUAGCUUCUAGUACAAAGUCAAAGUAUUAUAUAGAUGCCUUGAAACUUACUUUGUCAUCAAAGCAACAUUUGAAUGACUUUGUUUCAUCGCUACCACUUUUAACUGCUGAAGAUGUUGUUCAAAUUAAAAUGCCAAUUAUACAAAUUUUGGGAAUGAAUUGUCACAUUAGCUGUCUCCAGAUUGUAGAUAAAAAUGUAUACUUUUCCCAAGAUAUAUUUUCGUUUAGUUAUCCUAAGACCAUUAAAGAGGUUAAAAAGGGCGCAAUAAACAACAUUAUCACAGGGCUUGAUCUUAUCAAGGUAUGUAUAAGUACAAUAAAUACUUACGUCGUUAGGAAUCUGAUGGUAUCUUUUGAUUUAUAUUUAGAACAUGAUGACGGAACUGGAUGACAUUUACAACAAUUUUUCAAAAGAUACUAGUG
Messenger RNA from Cokeromyces recurvatus, 1342 nucleotides. RefSeq lists its product as uncharacterized. The record is from RefSeq and is a predicted model, not a curated record. Lineage: Eukaryota; Fungi; Mucoromycota; Mucoromycetes; Mucorales; Mucoraceae. The transcript has 8 exons. Bases 114 to 1310 code for a protein of 398 amino acids.